UCAUUGGAUCUGUGACUGACUUCCCUUGCUGGGUAGCAUUUCCCACCAGUGUGAUUGUGCAAAUCUGUACUUCCGUGAUUAUGCUUUGAUGCCAUCUAAGAGAUACUACUUACAGUCUGCUUUGGAGAGAAACACUGCCUUUAUCACUGGAAGAACCAAAGGAUUGUUUCUGAAGAGCUGUAGCUGGAGAGAAAUCCCAAAUCUUAAAAUGGACGUUAACCUUCUACUUCCUAUGCUAGUUCUGCUGCACACUGUGGUCUGCCAAGCACCAUCUGCAGCUCUGCAUCCUCCCAGACUCACUGUCCUGCCCCAAUAUCCUGAAUAUUUUGAAGGCGAGGGGGUCACAUUCGAGUGUUCAGCUUUUCAAAACAGGACAGUGGAAGGGUACAGGUUCUUCAAUCAGGAUGGAAAAGAGAUCCUCAAAAUGGCUCCUGACCCUUAUCAAAAGGCCAAGAUGACUUUCAAGGUUCAAUUGAACAGCACUGGAAAUUACACCUGUGACUACUGGAUGGAGAAAAAUGGGACAAUGACCAUAUCUGCACAAAGUGGCAGCAUCUCCCUAUGUGUGACAGAGGCUCCUGCAGCUCCCUCUCUCAUUCUGAAGCCCAAACUCUCCAAGUACAAUCUGGGAGACCUGGUCGGCCUACAAUGUACGGUUCCAUCUGAUACAAAGGGCAUCAAGGAAUUCGAGUACUUUGGUGACAGGAUGUCUAUCCAAUCUAUGGCUGUCAACGGUACUACCCACAUGUACAGCAUGAACAUCACGGAACCAAAACACAUGGGGAUCUUCAAGUGUGCUUACGUACAACAACUUUCUAGUCGGAAAGUAGUUUCCCACUGGAGUAACCGUGUUUCCAUUGUAGUACGGCUAAAUGUUGGAUGGGAACGGAUGUUGGCUGUUGGAGGCUCUUUCAUCACCAUCAAUGGUCUUAUCUUCUUUAUCUCCCAUUUCUUUUGCUGAACCACAGAUUUCCUCAUCCGAUAACUGAAAGACCUCAUCGUGGUCUACCCUGGCAGCUUCUUUAUCAACUGAAGUACAACCUCUUGAAUUCAUUCACUGGAAAACCCAGCCUUUAUCUUAAACCACUUGAUGGAGGAGGCAACAGGAAGCCUAUCACCCACAAGACAAAGACCCAGCUUUCCGGAGAAUCUGGGUUUUCAAUUGAGAUUGUUCUGAUUAGUCACAUUUAGAGACUUUUUAACAGUUGUUGCAACAAAGAAAAAUCCUUUUUUAGUGCAACAUUAACCUCAGUGGUAUGGGAAACUGAUGAUUCACUCGUCUCAUGAAGCUAUCAACUGGCCAUUCUAUUUUUAAUGAAAAUGAAUAGCAAGUUGAUAAAAUAAUCAUUUGAUCAUCUCUGAGAAAAAUAACGGUAAGAUCCAGAGUUUAAGGGGGGGGGGUCCUUUGUGGAUUACAGCUCUCAAAGUCCACUAACUAGUACAGUAAUUUGCUGGCCAUGCUUGAUGAACGAUUUCUGAACCUGUUGUCCAAAGGAAGUAACAUCUUAAAAUUUCCACUAAGCUUCCACCUCUUCUCACAAGAUGUUAUUAAAAUGAACAUGUUUUCCUUUCAACAUGAUCUUCUCUUUUUUUACUCCUGGUCUGUUUCACCUUCCUGCUUCUCCACCCCAAAUUUUUCAUUUUAUAAAUAUAUUUCACAAAUCUAGCAUACAAAAUCAUUGUUAAGUAAAUGAUUACUACUAGACCAAGGCUGAAAUUUUGUAAAUACAUUUUCCUUGAGAGAUAAACUGUUUCCCAGCUUUUUUGUAUUCCUCCAACCCAUCCUACAAAUAAAGGGGGACUUUAUUGGAUGUUCCCCAAAUAUUCACCACCAUUUUCUGUGGUGUUCACCACUUCCUCACUAUUAGUCACUCACAGAGCAUUGAAAAAACGAGACCUCUGUGGUUUUGUGGAGGACACAAAAUGAUGUGUCCCAUCCGGGCCCUGAAUUUGUCCUCCCAUGGAGGAAGUGAGUGGAAUGACCACAAUUUUUCAGCCCACAAAUGGAUGAAAUAUGUGUGCACAGCUUUAAAUACCAGAUUGAUUUCAAUUCAGAUUUGCUUUCAAGCUUUGGCAUGAAACAAAAAUUCAGAUACUCUCAACAAAUCCCACUCUUUCACAUUUUUUUGAAUUUGAAAUGUAUUGCUUACAUGUUUGUGUAGUUUACAUUUUUAUGUACUAAUAAAUUCAUUUUGCAUUCUGAAAUCACACAUAUGUUUAUCAGGGAAGCCACAUUCCUGUAUGUCAUGAGAGACCUCCUGAAACCUUCCUUUUUGGCUGGGUUUUAUAAUUGUGUCCUCGGUGUCCACUGAAAAAUUAUAUAGCCUUCCACAAGCCAAGGUUGGCUAAAGUUCCCCCCCCAAAUUGUGAAAAGCCUUCAUGGGGUUGGCCAUUUUCUCAAGAGACAUUUUGGUGUGUCAAGUAUGAAACAUUUGGAAGAAUUCUUUAUAUUCACUAAGGUGAAAUAUACCCCAAACUACCAUAAGGCAUGGACAAACAUGAGCAGAUACCAUUUACUCAGAAUGAAUUCUUGUAACACACUGAAUUAAUUCCCAAUUUAUAUAUUUCCUUACACUGGAGUCUGUACCAUUGAGCCCAUGGCAGUUAAAGCAGUGUCAAACUGCAUUAUUUCUGCAAUGCAGCUGCAGCUGUAAUCACCAUCCCAACUAUAUAAGUUGGGAAUUAACUCAGUGUGCCACAGGAACUCAGUUACUCAUACUGAGUAAAUGGUAUCUGUGAUGAGAAGAAGAACUUUGGUUUGGCAACAUCCAUGAGUAUCACUGUAAAGUAUUUACUUUAAUUAAUAGAGCUGGAAAUGUUGGAUAAGUGUUUAUACAAAUGUAUUGUAAGUAUAUACUUGUAUUAGUCCCACCACUGAAGAAUUAUGAAAUGGCCAUGUAAAAAUCCUGGGAAUAGUUGUCUCAUUAAAGAAUGUAUGGAAUGCAGACUGUCCAGUUUAGGAUCAUUUUAAAAAUCUUCCUUAAGGAGUAUAUGGAAUGCAGAUUCUCCAAUUUAAGAUUGUUAAGGAGCCUGUGAUAUAUUGCAUCAUGGAUUAAAUUUUGCUAUGUUUUUGGAUUCAGGAAAUAUUGAUUUUAGGAGUUCUAAUAUAUGACCUUCUCACAAUUUGUCUAAUAAAGAAGC
Molecule: messenger RNA, 3141 nt
Organism: Sceloporus undulatus (fence lizard)
Lineage: Eukaryota; Metazoa; Chordata; Lepidosauria; Squamata; Phrynosomatidae
Exons: 6
Coding region: 89-961 (290 amino acids)
Biological process (GO): cell surface receptor signaling pathway
Molecular function (GO): transmembrane signaling receptor activity
Source: RefSeq, a predicted model, not a curated record